UUUGUUGUCUGUGCUUGCUCGACAACUAGUGUCCCACUUGUUGCUAAAUCUUGUCCUUGUAUAACGGAAUAUGGUCAAUGGUGUGGUAAUUUUUAGGAAUCUCAGAAGUUUCAUAGGAGUGUCCAAUCCAACCAAACAAAAAUGCAGGUUAGAUAGAAACAUAGAACAACUCCUCUAUUAACUCCUCGUGCUCAAUUGGAAACAAAGAACAGAGAUGGAGUUCCAAGAACAUGGCAAUGGGAAAGUGGGAUUUGCUGAGAUCCAUUUGGGAGCAAAGAAUAAGUACAAGAGGAUGAACUCAGAGCUUCCAGAGGAUCAUGAUGAUGAUGUUUUGCACCAAGAAGCAAGGAGGAAUAGGACCAGGAAAUAUGUUAUUGCUUGUGCUAUCUUUGCUUCACUCAACAAUGUCCUUCUCGGCUAUGAUGUAGGUGUAAUGAGUGGAGCAGUUAUAUUUAUUAAAGAAGAUCUGAAGAUAUCUGAGGUGAAGGAAGAAUUUCUGGUUGGUAUUCUUAGCAUUGUUUCUCUUCUAGGAAGUCUAGGUGGUGGAAGAACUUCAGAUAUUAUUGGUAGGAAAUGGACUAUGGCAUUAGCUGCAGUGGUGUUUCAAAUAGGUGCACUCAUCAUGACUCUUGCUCCUUCAUUCACAGUACUAUUGAUUGGAAGGCUUUUAGCAGGUGUUGGCAUAGGAUUUGGAGUCAUGAUCUCCCCUAUAUAUAUUGCAGAGAUAUCACCAAACACCACCAGAGGAUCUCUCACUGCCUUCCCAGAGAUUUUCAUAAAUAUAGGAAUUUUGCUUGGUUAUGUGUCAAAUUAUGCCUUUUCAGGCUUUUCACCACACAUCAAUUGGAGGAUAAUGCUUGGUGUGGGAAUUUUGCCCUCUGUGUUCAUCGGCUUUGCGCUUUUCAUUAUCCCCGAGUCACCGAGGUGGCUUGUAAUGCAGAACCGAAUCGAAGAAGCCAGAUCAGUGCUUUUGAAAACAAAUGAAAAUGAGAAAGAAGUGGAGGAGAGGCUAGCAGAAAUACAAAAGGCUGCUGAGAAGUUUGAGGACAAACCAGUGUGGCGCGAACUUCUAUUUCCUUCUCCUUCGCUACGCCGGAUGCUGAUAACUGGAAUUGGGAUUCAGUGUUUUCAACAGAUUUCUGGAAUUGAUGCAACUGUGUAUUAUAGUCCUGAAAUUUUCAAAGCAGCAGGAAUUGAGGAUAAUUCAAGGCUUCUAGCUGCUACUGUUGCUGUAGGUGUAACAAAAACCCUUUUUAUAGUGAUAGCAAUCAUUCUUAUUGACAAACUAGGUAGGAAGCCCUUACUCCUUAUAAGCACAAUUGGGAUGACAGCUUGUUUGCUAAGCAUUGGUGCUACUCUUUCUUUAUUUGGACAAGGAUCUUUUGUGAUUGCAUUGUCAAUUCUGUUUGUUUGUGGCAAUGUUGCAUUCUUUUCUGUUGGACUAGGACCUGUGUGUUGGGUUCUGACAAGUGAAAUCUUCCCUUUAAGGCUGCGCGCUCAAGCGUCUGCGCUUGGAGCUGUCGGCAAUAGGGUUUGCAGUGGCCUUGUGGCCAUGUCUUUUCUUUCGGUUUCACGAGCAAUUACAGUUGGUGGAGCAUUCUUCAUGUUUGGUGCUGUUUCUUCUCUUGCCAUUGUUUUUGUCUACACUCUAGUUCCUGAAACCAAAGGGAAGUCAUUGGAGCAAAUAGAGCUCAUGUUUCGGGAUGAACACCAGAGUCAAGGAAGUGAAUUGGAGCUAGGAGAUGCUGAACAACUUGUGCAGAAUAAAACUGUUUUGACAAAUUAACUGAUUAACACCAUGUAUUCAUUGAUAGGUUGUGCUAUGAUCAAAGUGCUACAAAAAUAUCACUUAUUAUGCCAAAGCAUUCUAGAAAUUUAAUUUUGGGGAGGACUUGUAUGGCAUGGAUGAUCUUCUGCAACCAUAGAAUUUAGGAUCUAUCAGUAAGGGACAAAAGAAAACAUGUAAACAAAUUAAAUUUUGACUGUACCCAAAAUUUCCUAGUUAUACCAUUAUUCUAUAUCUUUUAAUUA
Lotus japonicus is the source of this 2031-nucleotide messenger RNA. Its product is annotated as probable polyol transporter 4. Lineage: Eukaryota; Viridiplantae; Streptophyta; Magnoliopsida; Fabales; Fabaceae. Bases 215 to 1786 code for a protein of 523 amino acids. The record is from RefSeq and is a predicted model, not a curated record. Gene Ontology annotation, biological process: transmembrane transport. Gene Ontology annotation, cellular component: membrane. The transcript has 2 exons. Gene Ontology annotation, molecular function: myo-inositol:proton symporter activity.